UCAAAUUGCCAGGGUGACACAAUCUGCGAGAAGGGGGUGUUUUGCCUGGGGGACUUCCCCACGUCUCCCGGCUUAUGUCCGGCUAAAUCGGAGGUUCUGUUUUUCUGACGCACGAUUGGGGACCGACCACUCGCAGCUGUCUGCGUGUCACCUCUUUGCAGAUCACCCCUUGCUACAAGCACGCAGAGCUGCCAGGAAAGGCGGUCAGUGGGCAGCGACAGUGGAGCCCCAGAAGCUUCACGUCCGUCCCCCACUGCUCCCAGGCUCUCGCUCACCUCCAGCCUGGCCGGCUCCAGCCUGGAGUGGGGCUGUGGCCCGGGGCCCGGCCGCCAUCCUUCUGCGCGUUUCUGAUGGCCAUCAUUGUCAGUUUGGUCUCCGCCCCCUUAGUGACCACUGGAAAUCGCCCAGCUUCAUUUGUUUCUUCUUCAUAGUCGCGUUAACUGCGAAUUCACUCACUUAAAGAUCCCACAGAGCAUCCCGGCCAGCGGCGCUGAGCAGCGGGCCGAGCAGCUGCAGGAGGGCGAGCUCGCGCCCGCCCGAGAGAAGCCUGUGGGGCUGGGGCUGGGGCUGGUCAGACGCCAGCACAGGAAGCCCGGCUGAGGGAGGGGGCGAGGCGAAUGCACGCAGCCGCCCACCGCGGGCACUGGUCCGUCGGGGAGGAAGGAGUUCCCAGAGCCGAUCACUGAUUGUUGGAUGGAAUUUCCGUGGCUGAAUAUCAGAUCCAUUUCCCAGAAAGCCACGGGCCCUGAUGCCGGGAGGCCCUGUCUCUGGGUGGGGAUGCUGCCGCGUGAGGCCAGCUCUGAACCCUCAGCCUCUGCCUGAGAGCCGUGCCCCGGGCCCGCCAGCGUUUUGCGUGUGGAGCUACACGGCAGGCGCUACUUCUGGGGACGUGCCCUCCUCCCAUCUUGCCUGGUCCCUGCCUGCCUUUGAAAGGGGAGAAAAAGGCUCGGAAAUGACGCCUUGAGGGCUGGCUGUUCUGACACCCCAAGCUGGGUCCCGCGUUGCCCUGGAGCCUCCCUCACUGCUCUCCCUCUGCGUGUUGAACAGCGACCCUAGCAAGUUCUCCGCUCUGUGGAAUGCAGGCGCCAGGUGACGGAAAAAGCAGCCCACCACCUGAUCAGCGGAGGAGAGGAACGCAUAGGGCUCAGGCGGUCCCGAUGCCAGCGAGACAGCUUGUGCCCCACGGGGGGCCGGGAGGGGGGCUUGGAGAUCAUCUGGGGAUUUCAGGAAAGAACAUUCUCCAGGCACUAAUGCAACGCUGGAUGAGCACAAGGGUCCAGGAGCCCCGCGCCAGGACGCCCGCCAGCACCCCACACAGCCGGGUGCCCCAGGAAAUUCAACUCUCCCAUUUCAAAGACUGCAAGGCCCUUUUCACAAGGAACUCUGCAGCCAUCGCCACGGUCAAUCUUAGAGCACUUCAUCACCCCCAGAGAACCCCUGCUCCCACCCGCAAGCACUCCCCCUUCCCCUCCGCCCCGGAAACCACAGAUCUUUCUGUCCGUAGAGACGUGCUAAUCCUGGACGUUUCACGUAAGUGGAAGGCAUUCCAUUUCUGCCACAGAGCUGUGGCAGAGGCAGAUUCAGAGAUUCCCAGGGGAGGCCCCACAAGCAGCACCCAGAGCCUCCAAUAUCAGGGAUGUUUUUCUAACAAGGACUUGAUGAUAGAGGGAAUGGCUUUUCUCUGCGGUCCCCGAAGAUGUACUUGGAAUAUGAAGUAUUAGAGGCUAUUGCUGCUGUUUGGAUUAUAUUUCAGAGCAUUUGACAAAAAGAUUCUCUUAAUGGCCUCACUCUUGAACAUUGUUGCAAAAUUCAAAUGCUUUUAAAACUUCUGCCCACUUUUUGUUCAUU
This is a messenger RNA of Physeter macrocephalus (sperm whale), 1848 nucleotides long. RefSeq lists its product as uncharacterized. Bases 1077 to 1721 code for a protein of 214 amino acids. The record is from RefSeq and is a predicted model, not a curated record. The transcript is spliced from 3 exons. Lineage: Eukaryota; Metazoa; Chordata; Mammalia; Artiodactyla; Physeteridae.